Python bivittatus (Burmese python) is the source of this 4870-nucleotide messenger RNA. It is a transcript of the gene KTN1, whose product is annotated as kinectin 1. Gene Ontology annotation, molecular function: kinesin binding. The record is from RefSeq and is a predicted model, not a curated record. Gene Ontology annotation, cellular component: endoplasmic reticulum membrane. Gene Ontology annotation, biological process: protein transport; microtubule-based movement. NCBI's taxonomy places the organism in Eukaryota, Metazoa, Chordata, Lepidosauria, Squamata, Pythonidae.
UCCGCCUCGAAGGCCCGUCGUGUGAGGAGGAGCCGUCGCCGCCUGCUCGUUGCUGGCUUCGCCGCCGCCGCCGCCGCCGCUCCUCCUCCUCCUCCCUCGCUUCCCUUUUCCGCCGGCUGCCAGGCUCCUGCCCUCCUCAGAUAUAUUCUCAUAGUUAAGAAAAAGCACAAUGGAAUUCUACGAGUCUCCCUAUUUUAUCGUCUUAGUACCCUCUAUUGUGAUUGCUGUUAUCUUCCUCUUUUUUUGGCUUUUUAUGAAAGAAACGCUAUAUGAUGAAGCCCUUGCCAAACAAAAGAGGGACCAAAAGCUUCCACCUAGCAAGACUGAUAAAAAGAAAGCAGAGAAGAAGAAGAGCAAGAAAAAAGAGGUCCAGAAUGGGAACCUCCAUGAGUCUGACUCAGAAAGUGCCCCUCAGGACUUCAGACUGGCAGAUGCUUUGGGGGCAGAGGAGGAGCACAUCGUUCCUGUCCCGCUGAAUGUGACAGAGGCCCCCAGCAGUCUCCGUGAGCGCAAGAAGAAGGAGAAGAAACACAAGAGCAAUUCAGAGGAACUUGUGUCAAAAGAGUUGGAGAGUUCUAAGUCUGCAGGGAAAAAAGUGGAGCCUGUACCUGUAACAAAACAGCCCACCCCACCUUCAGAUUCAGCUGGGUCCAAAAAAAAGUCCGGACAAAAAAAGCAGAAAAAUGGAAUAGAUGACCAGGAUGCCAAGAAUGAUUCAGUUCUGUCCACCUCCAGAAAGCAAGAUCCUCUCAUAUUGCAUCCUGAGAUAAAGCAAGAAAGUGGCUCUGGGAAAAAGAAAGUUUCCGCCAAGAAACCAAAGACAGAUAAUGUUAUGACUUUAGUGGAUGAACCUUUGAUUCGUGCAACAACAUACAUUCCUCUGAUGGAUAAUGCAGCCUUAUCAGAGGGAAAGAGAGAAGCAGCUGAUUUGGUGAGGCAUGAUGGUCUUGAAGGACUGCAGAAAACCAGUGUGAAGAAACUGAAGAAUGAAACUGAUAAAGAAAAUGCAGAGGUGAAAUUUAAGGAUUUUAUCUUGAUUAUGAAGAACAUGAUAUUCACAGAAGAGGAGGCCAUGAAUGUGGUGGAGUUAUUGAAGGAGAAAUCUAAUGUCAUACAAGAGGUUCUGCAGAAGGCAAGUAAAGGAGACUCAGCUACGAUGCUCCAUCAGCUGCAAGAAAAGGAUAAACUGCUUAUGGCAGCGAAAGAAGAAGGUGCUGUUGCAAAGGAACAAUGCAAACAGCUCUCCCAGGAACUAAUUUCAGAGAAAGAAAGAAGCAAUUUGGUUAUGGCAAAGAUGAGAGAGCGAGUUAACACACUCGAAAAAGAGCAUGGAGUUUUCCAAAACAAAAUCCAUGUAGGCUACCAAGAAGCCCAGCAGAUGAAAAUGAAGUUUCAACAGCUUCGUGAACAGAUGGAGGCAGAGAUCAGUCGCCUGAAGCAGGAGAAUGGUAUCUUGAGAGAUGCUGUCAGUACUUCCACAAACCAAAUGGAAAGCAAGCAGUCUUCAGAACUCAGCAAAUUGCGUCAAGAUUGUGCUAGACUUGUGAAUGAGCUGACAGAAAAGAAUAACAAAUUGCAGCAAGAGGAGCUCCUAAAGAAAAAUGCAGAACAAGCCAUCAAUCAGUUGAAGGGACAACAACAGGAAGCUGAACGAAGAUGGGAGGAAAUGCAAAGCUAUCUCAGGAAACGAACAGCAGAACAUGAGGCUGCCCAGCAAGAUGUGCAGAAUAAACUUGCGGCUAAAGAUAAUGAAAUCCAGAGCCUGCACAGCAAGCUUACUGAUACAAUGGUCUCAAAACAGCAGCUGGAACAAAGGAUGAUGCAGUUAAUGGAAGCAGAACAAAAGAGGGUCACAACUGAGGAUUCUAUUCAGAGACAGGUGCAGGAGCUAAUGGAACAGAAUGAGGCUUUGAAAGCUCAGCUUCAGAAGUUCCAUUCACAGAUCGCAGUCCAGAAUUCAGCUUCAGCCCUUGCUGAAGAAUUGCACAAAGUAAUUGCAGAAAAAGAUCAGCAAAUAAGUCAAGCUGAGGAAUCCUUAGCCAAUGAACGACUCAAGCUAACCAGCAAGGAAGAGGAUCUAAUGGUUGUCCAAAAUAUUAACAUGUCUCUGAAAGCAGAAGUGCAAAAGUUGCAAGCACUCACAAAUGAACAGGCUGUUGCCAUACGUGAGCUGGAGCGGAUACAAAAAAGUGUGCAGGUCAAAGAUGACAAAAUCAAAACAUUGGAGGAACAACUGCAAGGACAUUACUCCAAAGCUUCAGAUGCAAAGGAGGAACUUCAGGAUCUAAAGGAUCAAAACAAAACUUUUCAGUUGGAAAUUCAGAAACUGCAGGCUCUCCUCUCUGAGCAGGCUAACAAAGAAUUGUUGGAGCAACUGGAAAGAAGUAUUACAGAAAAGGAUGACAAAAUAAAGACGGUUGAAGAACUCCUUGAAACUGGGCUCAUAGAAAUGGCAAACAAGGAGGAAGAACUAAAGGCAUUGAGAACAGAGAACUUAUCCCUGAAAAGCGAAGUUGAAAAUCUUCAGAAAGUACAGACAGAGCAGGUAUCGUUUGCAUCCUUGGUAGAAGAACUACAAAGGGUAAUUAGUGAAAAAGAUGGAAAGAUCAAAUCUGUGGAAGAACUGCUUCAAGCUGAAGUCCUUAAAGUUGCAACCAAGGAGAAAACUCUUGGGGCUUUGGCACAGGAAAUAGAGGCUGUGAAAGAAGAACUAAGAAAGGCCCAGCUUGAGAAGGACACUCAGGUGUCAGUAGUUCAGGAAGUCAAAGAUCUUCAAAAACAACUGAAGGAGAAAGAGGAAAAGGUGAACAGUCUAGAAGUAUUGUUGAAAGAAAAGGAGAGUGAGAUUUCAGAGCAAGUAGAAUGCCUUCAGGUUUCUGUUGCUACUUCUAUGAAAGAUCAUGAGGCUAUAUUGAGAGAGAAACAAGAAGAAAUGCAAAAAAUGCUGACAUUAUUAGAUGAGAGGGGAAAAGAAGUUGCUCACCAAAGAAAAGAGUUGCAGGCUGUACAGGAAGAGAACAGGUUAUUGAGAGCACAGAUUCAGGAAAUCAAGCGGGAAAAUGGCAAACAGGAAUCUUUGGCUCUCAGGAACGAGCAACUUUUACAGCUCAUUACUGGGAAAGAACAAGAAGUCACCAGCCUCCAAAACGAGUUGGGCUCCUUGAAACAUGCAGUGGAGCAACAGAGGCAGAAGAAUAAUGACCUUCGAAAGAAAAACUGGAAAGCAAUGGAAGCAUUGGCCUCAACUGAAAAAUUGCUGCAGGACAGAGUGAACAAGACUGCCAAGGAGAGUCAGCAACAUGCAGAGGCCGUUGAAGCAGAGAUGAGAAAUGUAUUGCAGAAGCUAUUCCCUAUAGUCUCUCUUCCUUCCACCUUGAGCCACACUGAGUGGAUGCGUGGAUUUGAAAAAGCAAUAAGAGAACAUACAAAAGAGACUUCUCAAUCAGAUGACAUUAAGAUCAUGGAACAGAAGUUAAAAGAAGCAGAUGAGCUACACGUAAUGUUGCAGCAAGAAUGUGAGAAGUACAAAGUAGUCCUUGCAGAGACGGAGGGAAUCUUACAAAGGCUACAGCGGAGUGUAGAAGAAGAAGAGAGCAAAUGGAAAAUAAAAAUUGAAGAAUCACAGAAGGAACUACAACAGCUUAAAAAGGAACGAGAGCAUUUGGAACAUGAAUUGGAAAAAGCAGAAAUGGAGCGAUCGACAUAUGUUUCAGAAGUACGAGAGCUUAAAGAUCUGUUGACUGAAUUGCAGAGAAAACUUGAUGACUCAUAUUCUGAAGCAGUAAGGCAGAAUGAAGAGUUAAAUUUGCUGAAAACCCAGUUGAAUGAAACAUUAUCUAAACUCAAAAUUGAUCAGAGUGAAAGACACAAAUUAGCUGCUGAUUUGCCAAAGGCCCAGGAAUCACUGGUGAUCCUAGAAAGGGAAAUAGGAAAGGCUAGCAUGGGCACUGAGGUGAUACAGAACAGUGAUGUCUGCUCACAAACGGCAGGGCCAGACAAAAAUGUAGCUGUGAAUCUAACUCAAGAUAUUGUCCAUCUCAAGAAGUUGCUUGCAUCAGUUGGCCAAAUGCUCACAAAGGGAAAAGAACAGUAUCAGCUAUUAGACUACUGAUUUAAACAAGAUGAUGAAGAAGACGACUCUGCAGACACCUCCAGAGUUUAGUUUUAUAAUAAAUGAAUUUAAAUAAACGGUUUGGAUAAUUAGAGCUUUACAUUCCUGGAGCUACAGUAAACGUGUAACCUUUUAUCUUUACUAUGCUCAGUGAAACUCGUUCACACACACACACAUGCACCCUUGACAUAGUGGUAGCAGCAGCAGCAACAAUAACAUUUUAAUACUGACAGCCUAUGCUGUUUUACUUAGAUACAGUUUGGGAGUAGCAGCCUCUGACUUCUACCUGAAGUAAACACUCCUCCUCCCCACUCUCUCUUUUUUGGGUUGCUAAUGUAAUCAGUUUUUGUAAUGGUGUCAGCAAAUAAAGGGAUGCUUGUUACUCAAACUGUACUGUUACGUUCUUGAUUUGGAAUUCCUUGAAGACGACAUAUAGAAUCUUCUGUGCUGCACUGUAAAAGCACUGCAAUGCGACUUACAGCAUAAGAACCUGGUUGGGUCAGAUUACAGGUUUUCCUGUUCCUGCGUCAGGUAUCCCACAGGGAACAAUCUCUGGGAAGCCCAGGAAAAAAGACAUCGUAACUAGCAGCUACUGAUUGUCUUAUCCCCCGUGAAUUAGUCUGCUUCCUUUUUAGACCCAUCUGAAUUGGGGGCCAUCACCACACCUUGUUCUAAUCAAUUCUGUAGCUUAACAAUGCAGUAUGUAGAAAAAUGUGUCAUGUGAACCCCGCCAUUAUGACUUGUAAACCAUAAUUUAUG